UAACCUACAGUUGCUAGUGAUGAUAUUGCUAUGGAUCGGAAACGGACUGUGAAUAACGAUGUUAAGGAAGACGCCGUACCAAAAUCGAAAAAAGGAAAACAUAAGACGAAGUCUGUACAUCCACAACAGGCCGUUUCAGUGUCGCUGAACGAAUGUUACACUUGCGUAUCAAACCUGAAGAAAUUCGAGACGUCGUACCAAGCUGCAGAGACUUACGACGAAGGUUCACUGCAGUUAUACCAUGAACCAUUUACUCACUGUGUUCUACCGACAUUUAUUGACGAUGAAAAAUUCUUAAGCAGACUUCAAGAAGAGCUGCUUGAUUUGACAUUUGCAGAGAAAAAUAAUGACCUCUACAAAUUUUGUCAGAGCAGAGAAGACCUUAAAGUUGUGUCAUCCCCAUAUAUUGGUGCUUUAAGAGAUCUGAUCUAUGUUAAGUUUAAAGACUGGCUGGAGAAGGUGACUAACAUACCCCUAAACGACACCGUCGACAUGUCAUGUGCCAAAUAUGAGUUUACAGAUACUCUUCUCUGCCAUGAUGAUGAACUAGAAGGGAGGCGGAUAGCAUUUAUCUACUACCUUGUCCCAUCCUCCUGGUCAGAUGUGGAUGGAGGGGCACUGGACCUGUUUGCUGUGAACGAAAAUGGCCAGCCAGCUGAUGUAGUCAAGUCUGUGGUACCAGCGAGAAACAGUUUUCUGUUCUUCGAAGUGACACCUGUGUCAUUUCACCAGGUGGCUGAGGUGCUGUCUGAGGACAAGACACGUCUUUCUGUCAGUGGCUGGUUCCAUGGCCCAUCUAUAAAUAGACCUACCCCUUUUGAAGAGCCACACCCAACACUGGCCCAUGCUAUAUCAAUAGAGGAGGAUAUGUUUUUUGACUGGAUAAACCCGACGUACCUGGACAUGAUAUCACAGGCAGAUAUUCGGGAACGUUUUGAGGAGGAAUCACAGAUAGAACUCCAGAACUUCCUACAGAACAGCAAAUAUGAACAGUUAAAGAACGCACUACAGAAAUGUGAAUCGUGGACACAGAGGGGACCUGCUAAUAAAAGGUGUUACUCCCUGAUGGAUACAGACAAUCCCCCGGAGAUUGUCCAGGAAUGUAUACAAGUGCUGAAGUCUGAUGCCAUGUUCCUUGUUUUGUCCAAUCUUACUGGACUCAAACUUCACGAGCUGGCACCUGAAUCUGAUACCGACGACAGCGAAGAGGAAACCACAGCUAAUGGAACAAAAGGAGAACCAUGCUAUUGUAGCCAGGUACGGCGCUGGAGACAUGGAUCGUAUACUUUGGUACACGACAACGACAUCGAGGGUGACAGAGAGUUUGCACUGGAUACUCUCUUAUACAUAGGCUGUGAAGGUUGGGAGCCUGACCAAGGCGGGAUUACAUCCUACAUUGCACGAGGAGAGGAUGAGGAGUUGCUGUCCGUGAGUCCAUCUGAGAACAGUCUGGCGCUGGUCUACCGUGGCCAAGACACACUACACUUUGUUAAACAUCUCAACGCCAGAUCUAGAAACUUACCAAAUAAGGAAUUUUAUGACAUAUGCUGUACAUAUUAUGAAUAAAUGUAUAAAAUUUGA
Ylistrum balloti is the source of this 1581-nucleotide messenger RNA. RefSeq names its product prolyl 3-hydroxylase OGFOD1-like. The transcript is spliced from 13 exons. The coding region runs from base 31 to 1566 and encodes 511 amino acids. NCBI's taxonomy places the organism in Eukaryota, Metazoa, Mollusca, Bivalvia, Pectinida, Pectinidae. Gene Ontology annotation, biological process: peptidyl-proline hydroxylation; regulation of translational termination. Gene Ontology annotation, cellular component: cytoplasm. Gene Ontology annotation, molecular function: iron ion binding; peptidyl-proline dioxygenase activity; L-ascorbic acid binding. The record is from RefSeq and is a predicted model, not a curated record.